GUAAGCGAUGUUCCAGAGAUUGAAUGGUGGGAUGAAGUAGUGCUUGGUGGUGGAUAUGAUAUGAUACCAGAUAAGAACAUGGAUCCGGACGAGAGGUAUGCAAAAACAAUUACAAAUCUUGUGGAGCAUCCGAUCCAGUUAAAACCACCUGAUGAGCCUUUGCAGCCUCAGUAUUUGAAGGUAAUUUUUGUCGAUUUCCUGUUGAACACGGUCGUUUAUUGAUUGGGCUUGUGCAAGGCACCGGAACCGAAAGUAAAGUUAUCAAAUUUGAUGCGAGUGCUGGGCUCGGAUGCUAUUCAGGAUCCAACAAAAGUUGAAGCACACGUACGCAAGCAGAUUGCUGAAAGACAGCGUAAACAUGAAACGGCAAAUCAGCAACGAAAAUUAACAAAAGAACAGCGAUCGGAGAAAAAGAUUCGAAAAAUCAAGGAGGACACAUCACUGGCUGUGCAUGCAGCUUUAUAUAAGGUGAAAUCGUUGGCUCAUCCGGCAAAGCGAUUCAAAGUGGAAAUGAACGCAAAGCAGUUGCAUAUGACGGGUCUUAUUCUACUCCAUAACAAUAUCAAUCUUGUGAUUGUUGAAGGCGGUAUGUUUGAAAAUCAAGCAAUUAAUGAAAUGUAA
Molecule: messenger RNA, 621 nt
Organism: Gongylonema pulchrum
Lineage: Eukaryota; Metazoa; Nematoda; Chromadorea; Rhabditida; Gongylonematidae
Source: the annotation of a GenBank genome assembly